AGGUGGCACCUGUGCCCUGGGUGCUGCUUUGAGCCCUGGGAGAAACAUAUCCAUGGCGAACAGGUUGGGGAGAGGAUGAAUGUCAGGGGCUUCCAGGGACCAGGCUUGCAGGGGCAAGGUGCUUCCAUCUCUCAACUCCCCUAAAGACCACAGGGCUGCUGCAGAGCUCCGCCUCAGGGGCUGGGCUUCUGGGCCCAGGGCAGCCCUCCCCUCCAGGAGGGGAUAUAAAAGUCUCUUCCCAGCUACUUCCAGAGAGAAGCAGGAAGAGGUGAGUGGUCAGCUGGGGACCCUCUAGGGGGAAGGUUUUAGGGGACCCACCUGUGGAAUUGGAAGUCUCUCGCAGAGAUGCAGCUGCUGAUGGUCCUGGCAGGAGCCCUGGCCACAUUCAUCCUCACCCAGCUCUGUGAGGGCACUAUCCCAGCCUCCCCUGGGGCAGUGGAGACCUCGGUUCUUCAGGACUGCCUAGCAGAGGCCAAGCUGCUGGUGGAUACUGCUUACAACCAGACCCAGAAGAGCAUCAAGCAGCGCCUUCGCAGUGGCUCCGCUAGCCCCAUGGACCUUCUGUCCUUCUUCAAGCAACCAGUUGCAGCCACCAGGACUGUGGUUCAGGCUGCUGAUUACAUGCAUGUGGCCAUAGGGCUACUGGAAGAGAAGUUGCAGCCCCAGGGAUCCAGAGCCUUCAAUGUCACUGAUGUGCUAACGGAACCCCAGCUGCGCCUACUGUCCCAGGCCAGCGGCUGUGCUUUCCAGGGCCAGGCUGAGAAGUGCAGCAACAAGUAUCGCACCAUCACAGGGAGAUGCAACAACAAGAAGAGACCAUGGCUGGGGGCCUCCAACCAGGCCCUGGCUCGCUGGCUGCCUGCAGAGUAUGAGGAUGGGCGGUCGCUCCCCUAUGGUUGGACCCCUGGCAAGAAGCGCAACGGCUUCCUCCUUCCUCUUGUCCGGGCUGUUUCCAACCAGAUUGUGCGUUUCCCCAGAGAGAAACUGACCUCUGACCAUGGCCGGUCCCUCAUGUUCAUGCAGUGGGGUCAGUUCAUUGACCAUGACCUGGACUUUGCCCCAGAAUCUCCAGCCAGAGUGGCCUUCACUGCAAGUGUGGACUGUGAGAAGACCUGUGCCCAGCUGCCCCCCUGCUUCCCUAUCAAGAUCCCACCUAACGACCCCCGCAUCAAGAACCAGCGUGACUGCAUCCCCUUCUUCCGCUCGGCACCAUCAUGCCCCCAACACAAGACCAAGGUCCGCAACCAGAUCAACGCGCUCACCUCCUUCGUGGAUGCCAGCAUGGUGUACGGCAGCGAGGUCUCUCUUGCCCUCCAGCUCCGCAACCGGACCAACUACCUGGGGCUGCUGGCCAUCAACCAGCACUUCCAAGACAAUGGCCGGGCCCUGCUGCCCUUUGCCAAUAUUCAUGAUGACCCUUGUCUCCUCACUAGCCGCUCUGCACGCAUCCCCUGCUUCCUAGCAGGUGACUCCCGGUCAAGUGAAACCCCUAAACUGGCAGCCCUGCACACCCUCUUUAUGCGAGAACACAACCGGCUGGCCACCGAGCUGAAACGCCUGAAUCCCCACUGGAGUGGAGACAAGCUGUAUAAUGAAGCUCGGAAGAUCCUGGGGGCCAUGGUCCAGAUCAUCACCUACCGAGACUUUCUGCCCCUGGUUCUGGGCAAGGAGCGGGCCAGAAGAACCCUGGGACCCUAUCAGGGGUAUUCCUCCAACGUGGACCCGCGUGUGGCCAACGUCUUCACCCUGGCCUUCCGCUUCGGCCACACCAUGCUGCAGCCCUUCAUGUUCCGCUUGGACAGCCAGUACCGGGCCUCAGCACCCAACUCCCACGUCCCACUCAGCUCCACUUUCUUUGCCAGCUGGCGAAUCGUGUUAGAAGGUGGCAUCGACCCCAUCCUCCGAGGCCUCAUGGCCACCCCUGCCAAGCUGAACCGUCAAGAUUCCAUGCUGGUGGAUGAGCUCCGGGAUCGCCUAUUUCAGCAAGUGAAAAGGAUCGGGCUGGACCUGGCAGCCCUCAAUAUGCAACGCAGCCGGGACCACGGCCUUCCAGGGUACAAUGCGUGGAGGCGCUUCUGUGGCCUUUCCCAGCCUCGGAACUUGGCACAGCUUAGCCAAGUGCUGAAAAAUCACUGUUUGGCAAGGAAGUUCCUGACACUUUAUGGGACACCUGACAACAUUGACAUCUGGGUUGGGGCCAUUGCUGAGCCUCUUUUACCAGGGGCCCGUGUAGGGCCUCUUUUGGCUUGUCUCUUUGAGAACCAGUUCAGAAGAGCCCGAGAUGGAGACAGGUUCUGGUGGGAGAAACAGGGUGUCUUCACCAAGAGACAGCGUAAGGCCCUGAAACAGAUUUCCUUGUCUCGAAUCGUGUGUGAUAAUACUGGUAUCACCACUGUUGCGAGGGACAUCUUCAAGGCCAAUACCUACCCCUCGGGCUUUGUGAACUGCAACUGUAUUCCCAAGUUGAACCUAUCAGCCUGGCAAGGCAAAUGAGAGGUCUGCAGGAGUCUGUGCCAAGCCCCAACCCCGGGAAACCAGGGAAAGGGGAAGAUCAUGAGGAUGCCUGCACUACUAGAGCAACUAUUUCCUGCUGGUACUUUUGCUGACUGCAACUCACUGCUGGCUUCAUUGGCUGAGAGGAAAAGCUGGGACUCCUAACAGCAAUGGACCCACUCGCCUCGGGAGCCUCUUAAAGAUUAGGUUGUGAAUUAGCACCAGAGGCAAGGACUAGUGAGCCAAGCCACGAGGCCUUAAGUUUCCAGCAAGAGUCAACUGAAGGGCUUCCAGCACUUUCUUCUAUUCCCCACCACCACCACGAGAAGGCCACAUAGUCCAAGUCUCGCCACCCCACAAUCCUGAGCCUGCAGACUGGGUGCAUGCUCUUUCUACCAAUAAAGCACAGCUGAGGGCAGGGGAUGCUGUGUCUAUGUCAGGUUAGGGAACAGGCAGCCUCACACCCAUGCUUUGCCCCAGAUAUUGUGGAGCAGCACUGCUAUGACACGAGCUGGCAUUCUAUGUCUCUUCUGGGAGCUGCACUAAGACAGUCAAAGAAACACCGUGGGGGAGGGAAAGACAGAAGAGAAGAAGGGUAGAGGUGUUAGGGGCCCACCAUGAAGAGGUACCCUAGACAGGUCAGCAAUCUGAGCAGAGAAACAGUCCGCAGAAAUAGAUGUGCAAAAAACACAGAAAAAGAUACUGUACAGCUAGCAAAAAGAAUUGAGAAUUA
Molecule: messenger RNA, 3226 nt
Organism: Cavia porcellus (domestic guinea pig)
Lineage: Eukaryota; Metazoa; Chordata; Mammalia; Rodentia; Caviidae
Gene: Epx
Product: eosinophil peroxidase
Exons: 13
Coding region: 346-2493 (715 amino acids)
Biological process (GO): defense response to bacterium; response to oxidative stress
Molecular function (GO): heme binding; peroxidase activity
Source: RefSeq, a predicted model, not a curated record